Molecule: messenger RNA, 804 nt
Organism: Prunus armeniaca (apricot)
Lineage: Eukaryota; Viridiplantae; Streptophyta; Magnoliopsida; Rosales; Rosaceae
Source: the annotation of a GenBank genome assembly
AUGAUGAGCAUUGAUGGUAAAACAAAAGAUUCUUUAAAUGCUCGUCUUGAUCUUCAAGAAAUGGGUAUAAGACACAAUUAUCAUCCAGAAGAAGGAGAUAAUGAGCGUAAUAUUUCUGGUAUGAAAACUCAUGAUUGUCAUGUGUCCUUAGAGAGAUUACUUACGUUUGUGGCGCGAGAUUUAUUGCCUAAAGAUGUAAGUGAGCCUUUAAUUGAAUUAUCGUACUUUUUCAAGGAAUUGUGUGCUAAAGUUUUAAGAGAAGAUGACUUGAAUCUUCUUGACAAUCAAAUUGUCAUAACUCUAUGCAAGUUGGAAAAAAUAUUCCCUCCUGCCUUUUUUGACAUCAUGAUUCACCUAACUUGCCACUUGGCAUGGGAGACAAAGGUGGCCGGUCCAGUACAAUUCAGGUGGAUGUAUCAUGUGGAAAGGUAUUUGCAUAAGCUAAAAACUUAUGUUCGUAAUAAGGCUCAUCUAGAAGGGUCUAUUGCCGAAUGUGUCUUGGGAGAUGAGUGUUUAAUAUUUUGCUCUUGUUAUUUGUAUCGAGUUGAAACUAAGUUUAAUAAAAGAUAUAGAAACGACAAUGGAGGUCAACCGUCAUAUGAUACAUCUUUGUUAUCUAUUUUCUCAACACCUGGUCGAGCUUUUGGGAAAGGUGUACUUAGAGAGAUGAGCAUCGAACUUCAUAAGGUUGCCACUCAUUAUGUCUUGCAAAAUUGUGAUGAAGCUUUGCCAUUUGUCCAAGAACAUAAGAACAUUCUAAUCCAGUCUAGUGUUGAUAAUGUGGAGGAGUCACAUAGGCUUUAA